UGAUGGGCCUGUCUUGGACAACUUGUGUGACAACGUCAUAAGUCAGCAUUUUUCUUCUGAAGCUUCUGGUUCAGAUAGCGAAGAGGACGAGUCUCAAGCUCCCGUGGAGAAUCCCGCAUCAAGUCAGGUGAAGGCUCCUAUGAAAGAGGCGGUUGGAAAAAGGAAGACUGUUACUUCCGAUUCAGAUAGUGAGGAUGAAGAAGCUGCCACCCAAGCUCCGGUGGGAAAGAAACAAGAAGAGGCUGCUACAGUUGGAUUAAAAAACACAGGCAGUGCUACUUCUGAUUCAGAUAGCGAGGACGACACUCAAGUUCCGGUGGAAAAGAAUCAAGAAGAGGCUACUACAGUUGGAGUAAAAAAAACAGGCAGUGCUACUUCCGAUUCAGAUAGUAAGGACGAAGAAGAACUUCCGGUAGAAAAUAAUCAACAAGAGGCUGCCACAGUUGGAGGAAAAAAAACAGGCAAUGCUACUUCCGAUCCAGAUAGCGAGGACGACACUCAAGUUCCGGUGGAAAAGAAUCAGGAAAAGGCUGCUACAGUUGGAGGAAAACAAAUACGCAGUUUAGAAUAUCAAACUAAGACGCAGGCUCCGCUGCAAAGUCAGAAGAAGAGUGCCGCGAAACAGGCUACUGCGGGUAGAAAGAAGACGACCGACGUGGACAAAGACGAUGCACAGCAUAAGCCUGGAGGAAAAAAAACAGGCGGUAGCGAGGAUGAAGAGGCCGACGCCGUAGAAACUCACACUAAGACUCGGGCUCCUCUGCAAAGUCAGACGCAGACCGUCGUGAAGCAGGUUACUGCGGGUAGAAAGAAGACAAGCGUUUCCGGCGACGACGAAGACGAUGCCCUGCAUAAUCUUGGAGGAAAAAAAACAGGCAAUAUCGAGGACGAAGAAGCCGAAGAAACUCAGACUCAGACUCAGGCCCCUCCGCAAAGUCAGACGAAUACUGCCGCGAAGCAGGCUACUGCGGUUAGAACGAAGGCAAGCGUUUCCAGUUCACAGAAGCAGAGGCUUGAGAGUCGUGCAGCUUCUCAAUCCGACUCGGAGCAGGAGUUGCCAAGCUCUCAGCCACCAAAAUCUGGGAAAGCAAGAGACAGGCGCCUUUCUGGGACGCGUAAGCGAGGAAAACCUCCAGCUAAAACCGCUUCCGGUUCCGAUGCUAGCGAAGAGGAAUCGGAUACGGACUUCAAACUAAGGUUGAAAGGAGCAAGUACUCCGAGGAGAAAUCCUCGCAGAACCGCCGUUGAUUCCAGGUUCCAGAUGUUUGUUGAUAAAAACGACGGCUUGGACUCGCUCUUUACAGCACGGAGCUCCAGUCGACCGGUCACGGAGCCGGACGUUGUCCCGGAGACGCAAAACGUGGAAGAAACUUUGACGGGCCCUCAAGGUGGUCAGAAGAAAACAGCGAGCCGAAGAAGCUCGCAGGCCCAAACUCCUCCGGUCAUUCAGCAGGAUCCUUCUCCAGUGAUGAUCAUCACUCCGGAAGGAGUGGUGAGCUCUCAAGAAGCAGCGCCAGGGGCAGAGAAAGCUCGCGGCGAAACGAAAAGAAAGCGUCCUUCAGCGAAGGCAAGCAAGCGCCGCGCCAAGAGCAGCGAGCAAACUCCGGCUCCAACGCGCACUACUUUCACUCCGGCUCCAUCUCCGACUACUCCUUUGGCUCCGAUUCCACUCAUGGAGAGAAUGCCAACGUCGAGUGGUAAGAAGAAGCGUAGGCAGGCGUAGAGAGCCCGUGGAUUGUCCAUUCUGUGGUAGAACCUAUUCCUACCAGACUGGAGCGUUUAAGAAAGCUUGUGGAAGAAAGAGGAAUCUUCUUUUUCAAAAGCAGGAUAUGCUUUUAGGGGUAAGAUAUUCCGUCUAUAGGACGGUAUAUUUCUUUUUGUUUUUUGAAAGAGGUAUAUUCGAUGUU
Messenger RNA from Selaginella moellendorffii, 1907 nucleotides. Its product is annotated as nucleolin 2-like. Lineage: Eukaryota; Viridiplantae; Streptophyta; Lycopodiopsida; Selaginellales; Selaginellaceae. The coding region runs from base 140 to 1723 and encodes 527 amino acids. The record is from RefSeq and is a predicted model, not a curated record. The transcript is spliced from 3 exons.